CCCGCCGUGGGGCUGUGGGUGGGGCGGCGGCCGCAGCUGUGGCAUUCGCGUUUGGGGCUGGAGAGAGGGCGAGAGGCUCGCCGGCCCCUGGGAGCCCAGUCGAGGCCCCAGGGCCGGGGGGGUUGGAGGAAGUCGCUCCGAGAGGCUCGCCACGGGCCGAACGAGAGACGGCCCUGGGAGCCGGCGUCCCGCCCCCGGCGGCCUCCUUCCCCGUCCCUCCUCCUGGGCUGCGCGCGGGCGGCCGCAGCUCUGUCUCGGGGGCUGCGGCGGGAACCGUCGAGCGGGCUGGACGGAACCCUCCCUCAGAGGACCCGCUGGAGGAGAAGAGGGAGCGCGGUGGGUCAGGCCGUCAGCUCAGAGGUCAGGCCUCGGGUCGCGCUCCGUGGUCCUCCGUCCUUCGCCCAGCCGUCUUGGCUAGAGUCCGCGCCCUCCCCGCGCCGCUCCAGCUUCUCUUUUGAGUAUGCCACCAAACCCUCUGGCAGGGUGAGCUUUUUUCCUCCUCGCUUUUGCCGGGAAGGAGAUAUAUAUUUAAAGGAUCCCCGUGCUCAUUGCUACCCCUGCCCUCUUAAAAGUUUGCCUUCGGUAGGAAUGCUUGUAUUCCUUCCCUGGACCAUUUGAUGAUUCCCACUCCAGCCGCGGCCUGAUUCAGUAACCGGAAUCACCUUCCGAUCAAAUCUUAAGAAUUAAUCACCUACAAAACUACUCUGCGGAGUUCUCUCCCGCGCAAGAAGGGCAAAUGGACUUUGGCGUUAAGAUGCAGGGGGGUGAACCAGUGUCAACGAUGAAAGUGUCUGAGAGCGAAGGCAAGCUGGAGGGCCUGGCCGCCGCGGUGACCCCGAACAAGAACAGCGGCAACAGCAGCUGUGGGGGUGGAGUCGGCGGCGGCGGCGGCGGUGGCGGCGGCGGCGGCCGCGGUGGCGGUGCGAAAGGCUGGCAGUACAGUGAUCACAUGGAAAAUGUAUAUGGCUACCUAAUGAAGUACACCAACCUUGUCACUGGGUGGCAAUACAGGUUUUUUGUUUUAAACAAUGAAGCUGGGUUAUUGGAGUACUUUGUGAAUGAGCAGUCUAGAAAUCAAAAGCCCAGAGGUACUUUGCAGCUUGCAGGAGCUGUAAUAUCACCUAGUGAUGAGGACUCUCACACCUUCACUGUAAAUGCUGCCAGUGGGGAACAGUAUAAACUCAGAGCCACAGAUGCUAAAGAACGACAACACUGGGUUAGCCGACUUCAGAUAUGUACACAGCAUCACACUGAAGCUAUUGGAAAGAAUAAUCCCCCUCUGAAAUCACGAAGCUUCUCACUUGCAUCUAGUGGUAAUUCUCCUAUAUCCCAGAGGAGACCAAGUCAAAAUGCCAUUUCUUUUUUUAAUGUUGGACAUUCCAAACUACAAUCAGUGAACAAAAGAGCUCACUUACCUCCAGACCAUCUUGUGGAAGUCAGAGAAUUGCAGCAUGCAUCACAUCAGAAGGGCUCAUUGUCUUCAGGAACGACAAUCGAGUGGUUAGAACCAAAGAUACCUUUAUCAAACCACUAUAAAAAUGGAGCUGACCAGCCUUUUGCAACUGAGCAAAGUAAACCAGUGGCGGUCCCAGAAGAGCAGUGUGUUGAAGAAUCUGGACCAUUAGCAAGGGAACCUGAAGAAAUCAAUGCAGAUGAUGAGGUAGAGGAUACAUGUGACAACAAGGAGGAUGACCUGGGAGCUGUGGAAGAACAACGUAGUGUCAUCCUGCAUCUCUUGUCACAGCUGAAGCUGGGCAUGGAUUUAACGAGAGUGGUGCUUCCUACGUUUAUCCUAGAGAAGCGUUCCUUGCUCGAAAUGUAUGCAGACUUUAUGUCUCAUCCAGACCUAUUUGUAGCCAUCACUAACGGAGCCACAGCUGAGGAUAGAAUGAUUCGUUUUGUUGAGUACUACCUUACCUCAUUUCAUGAAGGCCGUAAAGGAGCCAUUGCUAAGAAACCGUACAAUCCUAUCAUUGGAGAAACAUUUCACUGUUCCUGGAGGAUGCCAAAAAGGGAGGUGGCAUCCAGUGUUAGCAGCAGCUCUUCCACCCAGGCAGUCACAAAUCAUGCUCCUCUGUCGGAGGAGACUUUGAGCCAGGUGGAAUCAGACUGUUAUACAGUCAGAUUUGUUGCUGAGCAGGUUUCCCAUCAUCCUCCAGUCUCAGGAUUUUAUGCAGAAUGUGCGGAGAGGAAGAUGUGUGUAAAUGCGCAUGUCUGGACUAAGAGCAAAUUCUUAGGCAUGUCCAUAGGCGUGACAAUGGUUGGAGAAGGUAUCCUCAGUCUAUUGGAGCAUGGAGAAGAGUAUACAUUUUCUCUACCUUGUGCAUAUGCCCGGUCAAUUUUAACUGUUCCCUGGGUAGAACUGGGUGGUAAAGUCAGUGUCAACUGUGCAAAAACUGGGUAUUCAGCCAGCAUCACUUUUCAUACUAAGCCAUUUUAUGGUGGCAGACUACACCGGGUUACGGGUGAAGUAAAGCACAACAUCACCAAUACUGUGGUAUGCAGAGUGCAAGGCGAAUGGAAUAGUGUUCUUGAGUUCACUUACAGCAAUGGAGAGACAAAGUAUGUGGACUUGACUAAAUUGGCAGUAACAAAGAAAAGAGUAAGACCUCUGGAGAAGCAAGAUCCAUUUGAAUCCAGGCGAUUGUGGAAAAAUGUGACAGACUCUCUGAGGGAAUCUGAAAUUGAUAAAGCCACAGAGCAUAAACGUACCCUGGAAGAACGCCAGAGGACUGAAGAAAGGCAUCGAACUGAAACAGGCACACCCUGGAAAACCAAAUAUUUUAUUAAAGAGGGAGACGGCUGGGUUUACCAUAAACCCCUUUGGAAAAUAAUUCCAACAGCACAACCAGCAGAGUGAUACACACUAAGACUCGACCAAAUGAACUUCUUCUCUGUUUACCCUAAACCCUCCCAGAACGGAGUCAUUGCACUGAGUGACCUGCUUCCUGAUUGCACAGACUGAAUCUAGCUAAACACGAAUGUACCUAUUAAGGCACCGUAGAACUGCAGCAAGACCAAAGUGUUGAAGAAGCACGAUGGGCCUCUCACCAACCUGUUCAUGUGACACGAGCAAUAUCAUCUGAAAACCUUUCAUGGGAAUUAUUAGAUGAUUAAUCUUUUAUCCAGUCCCUGCUCCUAAAGUUAAGUUUGAACCCCUGUUUUUGCAUGGGGGCAGCAGAUACACACAACAGUGAGAACUCAGUGAUUUUGAUUUCUUUACAGUGAAAAGUGAAGUCUGUUGCAGAGUUUGUGCUUUGCUUUCUGUCAGGAACUGAAGUAUUCAAAGUAUUCACUACUCUUACAAACAAACUAAGAGGAGGACGAUGACCCAGAAGUGGAUUCAGCCAUUGUGCCUGAAAUCAGUGUUAAAAAAAAUCAACCAGGUUGUAGUAACAAGGCAUUCUGUUCCUUCAAAGAGACUGUGUGCCUGUGUCUGAGGAGCUUCUCCAUUAUCCACCUCUGUUGGAACUCUCUUUUAAAAAGUAUAUUUAUAAAUUGAUUAGAAUUAUAACCAUGGAGAAUUUUUUCUUCUGAGCAUUUUAAUAUACUUGAAAACAACAUUGACUUGAAAAAUUUCAGAACAUUUUUCAAUACCUAGUUUUAUUAAAUACUACACUUGAGAGACAAUUUUUUUAAAUGUGUUCAUGUUAAUAUGAUGAGAUUUUGGCCUUUCUCAAGAACUGAGGCAUUAAAAAACUUAGCAGACAUUAAAGAAUAAAACUGUUACUUUUUUCCUUACCUUUUUUUCACUUGUAGGUUAAUAUCCAGUAUUAUGUGCUAUCCCUCUGGAUAUGUAUGCUUCAUCUUACCUCUGUUCAUUCAAAUUUAAAACAACUAUUCAUAUUUGUCAGUAAUUCAGAAGUUAUGUAUGUGGCUGAGUGCAUGUAUGGUAUGGUUCUCUUUUCAAGGAAACUCAGAUGCUGAAAAAAGAAUAAGAAAAAGUUAUCAGGAAGUUGUAUUCAGGUACAAAUCUUUUUUUUAAUAAGUAUUUUAUUGAGGUUGAAGAAUUGCUGGCAAUUAAAAGGAUAGUGCUAAUUAUGGCUUUCAUCAUUCAUUCAAGUAUUUAUUGAGCACCUACUUAUGGUGCUCAACACUUGUUACUGCAAGCUACCUUAAUUUUCCAAGAGUGGUGCCUUACUCUGUUUCUUCUGAUGUGGUCUUCCAAUCAGUGUGUGUAACAUACCUGUUAUUCAUCAGCCAUGUAGGUGGCUGUAUCUCUUGCAUCAUCAUAAGAAGUUUAAGCUUUGUGCUCUGAUAAAUUGUGUUUUAUUGAAGGGGUUAAUAGGAUGAAAACAGCAAAACAAUUUUUUCAAGAAACUGUAAAUUAUAAGAAAAUAACUGGUUAUGUACAACCAUUUUAAUGAUUCCCUUGUUCAUUUUUGCUGUGAAAUGCACUGAAAAAUCUCAAAAUGAGUUAUAGUUCAUGUGUUGGGAAGAUUGACAAAUAAUAAAACUAGAGAA
Callorhinus ursinus (northern fur seal) is the source of this 4464-nucleotide messenger RNA. The record is from RefSeq and is a predicted model, not a curated record. NCBI's taxonomy places the organism in Eukaryota, Metazoa, Chordata, Mammalia, Carnivora, Otariidae.